AUGAAGGUCUCGACGUUCCUCGUCGCCGCCGCCUCGGCCGUGUCCGCCUCUCCCGUCGACAAGCGUGCGCUCGGAGGUCUCCUCAUGUGCACCGGCGCCAACGCAACCGGCACGUGCAAGCACCAAGUCUACGAGCUCAACAAGUGCGUCCAGCUCGAGGCGCCCUUUUACCACAACACCAGCACCUUUGCCCCCGACGGCGAGUCCUUCAGCUGCUUCCCGCGCGUCACCAACUGCGGCGCCAUCUGCACGAGCCCCACGGGCUGCACCUUUGGCGCCGUCAACUUUACCUACGAGCACAAGUUUGACCUCGGCGCCAUCAAGUGGAACACGCUCAUUGCCAGCUUCGACUGCCUCCCCAAUCGAGCUUGA
Molecule: messenger RNA, 372 nt
Organism: Hirsutella rhossiliensis
Lineage: Eukaryota; Fungi; Ascomycota; Sordariomycetes; Hypocreales; Ophiocordycipitaceae
Exons: 2
Coding region: 1-372 (123 amino acids)
Source: RefSeq, a predicted model, not a curated record